AUGUCGUACAUACUCCCGCACCUGCACAACGGCUGGCAAGUGGAUCAGGCCAUCCUCUCGGAAGAAGACCGCGUGGUCGUCAUUCGGUUGGGACACGACUGGGACCCUACUUGUAUGAAGAUGGACGAGGUUCUGUACAGCAUAGCUGUAAAAGUUAAAAAUUUCGCAGUUAUUUAUCUUGUGGAUAUUACAGAAGUACCUGACUUCAACAAAAUGUAUGAGUUAUACGAUCCGUGCACUGUCAUGUUUUUCUUCAGGAACAAGCACAUCGUGAUCGAGCUGGGUACUGGCAACAACAAGAUCAACUGGGCCAUGGAAGACAAGCAGGAGAUGAUCGACAUCAUCGAGACGGUGUACCGGGGGGCCCGGAAAGGCCGCGGCCUGGUCGUGUCCCCGAAGGACUACUCCACCAAGUACAGAUACUGA
This is a messenger RNA of Lipotes vexillifer (Yangtze River dolphin), 426 nucleotides long. RefSeq names its product thioredoxin-like protein 4A. Gene Ontology annotation, cellular component: U5 snRNP; U4/U6 x U5 tri-snRNP complex; spliceosomal complex. Lineage: Eukaryota; Metazoa; Chordata; Mammalia; Artiodactyla; Lipotidae. The transcript is spliced from 2 exons. Gene Ontology annotation, biological process: mRNA splicing, via spliceosome. Bases 1 to 426 code for a protein of 141 amino acids. The record is from RefSeq and is a predicted model, not a curated record.